AACAAAGUAAACAUAAACCAAUCAACUCCUUAAUUUACACAUAGAAUCUAAAAUUAAUUAAUGGCGAACGGAGGAGGAUACGUGACGGUGGCAGCGGAAGAGAUGGAGGAGCUAAGGAGGAGGAACAAAGAGCUCUCGAGAGAAGUGGAGGAGAUGAAGACAGAAAUGAUUAAGUUGUGCAUGGCAACGAACGGUGGUGGCGGAGGAGGCGGAAGAGCGACUCUGCUCGCAGCUAGCGGAGCUGGAGGUCGAGUCUUUAGAUCAGGCACGUGAUUAUCACGAUCGCAUGCUCUUCCUCAUGGAUCAAAUCUCUCGUCUCUCUUCUUCUUCUCUCGCCGCUUCGUCGUAGAAUUAAAUUUAUUAUAGUCAU
Messenger RNA from Arabidopsis arenosa, 370 nucleotides. Lineage: Eukaryota; Viridiplantae; Streptophyta; Magnoliopsida; Brassicales; Brassicaceae. The record is from the annotation of a GenBank genome assembly.